Fusarium musae is the source of this 1578-nucleotide messenger RNA. RefSeq lists its product as uncharacterized. The record is from RefSeq and is a predicted model, not a curated record. NCBI's taxonomy places the organism in Eukaryota, Fungi, Ascomycota, Sordariomycetes, Hypocreales, Nectriaceae. Gene Ontology annotation, biological process: ribophagy; protein deubiquitination. Bases 1 to 1578 code for a protein of 525 amino acids. The transcript is spliced from 4 exons. Gene Ontology annotation, cellular component: cytosol; ribonucleoprotein complex; Ubp3-Bre5 deubiquitination complex. Gene Ontology annotation, molecular function: mRNA binding.
AUGGCCUCCAACGGUAACUUCACCCAACAGGAUCAGUACAAGGAACCUGCCGACCAACAACCAACAGCUCCUACUACCUCUGCUGCCGAUGGCUCUGCCACCGCUGCCGCUUCUGCCACCAACAGCCAUUCCAAGGAUGAGGUUGGCUGGUAUUUCGUGGAACAAUUCUACACCACCCUAAGCAAGUUUCCUGAGAAGCUUCACCUUUUCUACGGCAAGCGCUCGCAAUUCGUCUGUGGUCGCGAAGCUGAGGUUGCCAAGGUCUCUGUUGGCCGACCGGACAUUCAAGAACGCAUCAAGAACCUAGACUUCCACGACUGCAAGGUCAGGAUAUCCAAUGUUGACUCCCAGGCUUCCUUUGAGAACAUCGUCAUCCAAGUGAUUGGCGAGACUUGCAACAACAACAAAGCACCCAAGAAGUUUGUCCAAACCUUUGUCCUUGCCCAGCAACCCUCCGGCUACUUUGUUCUCAAUGAUAUCCUGCGAUAUAUCGAUGAUGAGAGCGAUGACGAGUCUGCUGCUGCUUCUGAGGAGCCUGCCGCUCCCGCUACGGAGGAACCUGUUGCCGCUGUCGAGCCCGAGGCUCCCCAGUCUGUCGAGGAAACCAAGGAUGAGGCCCCUACCCUCGACCCCGAAGUUGUUGAUCAGAAGCUUGAAGAGGUUUCCACUUCUAAGGAUAGUGUGACCCUCAACGGCGACACCUCCGAGGAGUCUGUGACUAAGGAUCCUGAGACGAAGCCCGAGGAGCCCGCCGAGACCGCUGAUGAGGCUGCUAAGGAGCUUGCCGAGGAAGACGUGAAGGAGCCCGAGAAGCCUAAGGAUCCUAGCCCUACACCCGUUUCCAAGCCUGUCGCUCCUCCUCCUGCAGCUCCCGAGAAGCCUGCAGCUCCUCCUAAGCCCAUGACAUGGGCCAGCCGAGCUGCCGCUGCCCUUCCUAAGCCUGUUGUUCCUCUCCCCAAGACUACUACUCCUCCUGUGAGCCAGAGCCGUGCUCCCGCUCCUGCUGCUGCUGCUGCUGCUGCUUCUGCCGCUACUUCUCAACCCGCUGCUGCUCCUGCUGCCAGCUCUACCGCGCCCGCCACUGAGUCCGCUGGUAAGGAUGCGGCUGGAUGGCAGACUGCAGGCAGUGACUCUAAGCGACAGAACCGACCUCAGUCUGUUUCCGGACCUCCUGCUGAUAAGGAAAGCACCACCGUAUACGUCAAGUUCGUCACGGAUAAGGUCCAGGACGCAGACCUCAGGAACGCCUUGACUGCUUUUGGCGAGCUGAAGAGCCUUGAUAUCAUACGCCAGAAGAACUGCGCAUUCGUUGAGUUCAAGACCCCCGAAGCCUCCAAGGCUGCGGUUGCUGCUAACCCUCACACCAUUAACGGCGAGACUAUCAUGGUCGAGUCCCGUCGCAACAAGCCCGGUGCCAAUAACGCUGGUGGCCGAGGCCCCGUUUCUGGACGUGGCCGUGGUGGCGCUGAGGGCGGACGAUCUGGUGGCCAGGGCCCCCGAGGCAACUUUUCUGGUCAAAACCGUGGCCGUGGUGGCGCUCCCCGCGGCCGUGGUGGUGCCCAGUCCCAUAACGCUUAA